AUGUCCGAAUUUAUCGACAAUCAAGCUGAAGAAUCUGAAAAUUCUGGUAAUACGACGGACACUUCAGUGGAAUCAGAUGAUGAACCAAGAAAAGCAAAACGCGCUAGAAGAGAUAAGAAAGAGCGACAACGCAAAAAACGAAAAAUCGAAAGUGAUGACGAUGAUGAUGAUGAUGAAGAAGAGGAAGAUGAUGAAGCGCGUAUAAAAAAAGAAAUGGCUGGAUUUGUUGUAGAUGAAGACGAAGAGAUUGAUGAAGAAGUCGAUGAUAAUGAAGAUGACGAUAAAAGUGAUAAUGAGAAGGAUGAUGACAUGGAAUUGGAUGAAGAAGAUCUAGAUUUAUUGCAUGAUAAUCUUGAUAUGCAACAACGUCAUAUUGGGGGUCGCGUAGUUAUUGAAAGUGAUGAAGAAGAAGAUGAUCGUGAACGAAUUAAAAACAAUCUCUUCACUGAGGACACUUUGGGUGAGGAUGAAUCUGAACGUCAGGCACUAGAACGCGAACAUUACGAAAGAAGUGAAGAAUCGGGUUCUGAAUCAGGUCAUUCUGAAGAUGAUUUCAUAGUAACAGAUGAUGGAAGUUCGGCGAGGCGGAAGCAUCGUCGUCAUCAUUUAUUUCCUGGAAUAUCCCAGCAAGCUGUUGAAGAUGCCCGUUGUAUAUUUGGAAUAGAUGAUUUCAGUUCUGCUUAUGAUGCAGUUCUCGAGCCAAGCGAUGAGGAAGAUGAAUAUCCUGAUGAUCGCGAGGAAGGUGAAAGUGAUGCAGAACGAACUCCUCGCAAUCGAAUACGCGAGAAGAAAGCUACAUUAUUGGAUACAAUUGAGCCAGCUGAAUUAGAAGAAAAAUUGCUAUCUGCAAAUGAUAAAAAAAUUCAGUUGGAAGAUCGGCCAGAGCGCUUUCAGUUACGGAAGACUCCUGUUACUGAAGCCACUGAACAAGAGUUAGAAUUAGAGUCAAAGUGGAUAUAUGAAUAUGCCUUCGAACAUGCAACUUUAUCUGUUCAGGAGGAAAGCUGUUUAACUGUGUUAAUGAAUCAUGAUCUGCGUGCUGAUGAAAGAGCUAAAAUCAAAGCUGACGCUCCAGAAAAAAUUCGUCAAGCAUUGACGUUUAUAAGAAAUCAGUUAUUUGAAGUUCCUUUUAUCGCAUUCUAUCGGAAAGAAUAUGUCGAAUCUUGUCUCGUGAUCAACGAUCUGUGGAAAGUCUAUCAGUGGGAUGAAAAGUGGUGCCAUCUGCAACAGCGAAAGAAACGUUUGCUUCAAUUAAUGAAUAGAAUGCUUAAUUAUCAAAUGGAGAAUGAGAAUGUAAAAAUUCUGCGUAUGGUUACGGAAAACGAUAUGAACGAAGUUCAUGGGGUUCAAACUGUUGAAGAUUUAAUGGAUGUAUCUGAAAAAUUUCAACUAUAUUAUGGACCGAAAGUGCCUUAUAUGAUAGAGUAUGAAAAAAGAAAAGCAGAAGAAGAUCCUGAGUUUGAAGCACCGGACGUGCACUUUCGAGCGGCUACACGAAGCGAUAAAUAUAUGAUCUGUAUUCAAAAUGGAAUUGAUCAAAUGGCUGCAUUAUUCGGAUUAACACCACUGCAGUUCGCAGAGAAUUUGGAGUGGAAACGGCAUGAAGUAGCACAGCAUGAUGAAGAACCGUUGGUCGUUGCAGAAAAAUAUAUUUGCCCAGCUUUUCCGACAGCUGAAGCAGUUCUCGCUGGCGCCGUUCAUGUCGUAGCGAAAGAAAUUAGCAGAGAACCAAAAGUACGUGCUCUGGUUCGUUCAAGAUAUCGUCAUCGUCUGAAAAUUAGCGUUCAUCCAACCAAAAAGGGAUAUGACGAAAUUGAUGAGAAUCACAGACUUUAUCCUAUACGAUACAUUAAAGACAAACCAGUAAGUGCGAUACGCCACGAAGAAUAUCUUUUGUAUGACCAAGGAAAGGCUGGAGGUCUUAUUGAAUUUCGCCUGCAUUGCGAUACAGAUGAGGACGUACGAUUGAAGCGCACAUUACUUGAGAGUUUUCUCGAAGAACAACAUUAUUAUAAAGACGAAUUCUCAGCAGUCGUAGAUAAGUGGAACAAAGUGCGUGAAUACGCUGUAAAAGAAUGCAUCAAUCAAAUUUUAAUACCAGUUUUCGAAAAAGAAGUUCAUGAAAGAUUGCUUCGAGAGGCUAGAGAUUAUGUUAUAAAGCAAUGCACGCAAAAUUUGUACGAGCGCAUAAAAACUGCUACUUAUCGGUCAAUCCAUGAGGAUGAUGACGAAUAUAUAGAUGAUUUUAACUCCGGGACGAGGAUACUUGCUAUUUCUUAUCCGGAAGAAAGAGAUCAGGUAUCAUUUGGUGCAUUAAUUGAUCAAGAUGGCCAGGUAGUUGAUCAUAUUCGUCUGGUUCAUAUCAAUAAAAGCAUUUUCUCGAAAAAACCGCAUGAAGCGGAUCUAAAGCGUCAAGAUAUGGAAUUGUUGCGGAAAUUUCUCGAAAAGCGUCAUCCGCACGUCAUCGCCAUUGCAGGGGAAAAUAUGGAUGCAUAUUAUCUAAAAAAAGAUAUUGAAGCUAUGAUAUCAUCGUUCUUUUCCAGAAGUGAUAGUUUUGAUACAGCAGUGGAAAUCGUCGACAAUGAAGCUGCAAAAAUAUAUAUGCAUAGUAAACAAGCAAUGAUGGAAUUUCCUGACUAUCCACAUAUACUGAAACAAGCAGUAUCAGUGGCUCGUCUUUUAUUGGAUCCAUUAGCCGAAUAUUCUCAUCUUUGCAAUGUUGAUGAAGAUAUACUUUGUGUAUCAUAUCAUCCGCUUCAAAAUGAAAUCAAUAAAGAUGAUUUAUUGAGUGCAUUAUCUUUGGAAUUUAUUAAUCGUGUGAAUGAAGUUGGCGUCGAUGUUAAUCACUGUUUGGAAUUCCCACACACGGCUUCGCUGCUACAGUUUGUUUGUGGUUUUGGCCCUAGAAAAGCAGUCCAUCUUUUAAAAAUAUUGAAACAAAAAGAUAAUUUACUUGGUAGCAGGACAAAAUUAGUAACUGAUUGCAAUAUGGGACCAAAAGUAUUCAUGAAUUGCGCAGGUUUCAUAAAACUUGAUACUACAAAAGUUGGAGAAAGAACUGACGCAUAUGUUGAGGUCUUGGAUGGAUCUCGAGUGCAUCCGGAGACUUAUGAAUGGGCUAGAAAGAUGGCUGUUGAUGCAUUAGAAAUUGAUGAUGCUGCUGAUCCAACAAGUGCUCUCGAAGAAAUCCUGCAAAAUCCUGACAAAUUGAAAGAUUUGGAUUUGGAUGCUUUCGCCGAAGAGUUAGCUAGGCAAGGUUUUGGUAAUAAAAGCAUUACACUUUACGAUAUUCGAGCUGAAUUAAAUCGUCGCUACAAAGAUUUGCGAGUUCCUUAUGAAAGUCCAUCUGCUGAACGAAUCUUUACUAUGCUAACUAAGGAAACUUCAGAUUCGAUUGGCAAAUUGGUGAUGGGUCAUGUUUUGCGUAUAGUCUAUCGUAAAUCGCACGACCCUGACAGAGAAAGAGUCCCUCCUAUUCGGGAUGAAAGAACGGGGCAAUGGAGGUGUCAAUAUUGCUUCAAGCCAGACUUUAGAAAUACAAAUGAGGUUUGGCAACAUAUUGAUAGUUGUCCAGGGCAACCGAUUGGUGUUAAAAUUCGGUUUGAUAAUGGAAUUACGGGUUUCAUACCAAACAAAUAUUUAUCGGAUAGGCCGGAUUCUUUCGUUGAUCCUGGUGAAAGAGUUAAGGAAGAUGCAGAGAAAUAUAAAAAAAUGAAAGAACAGCGGAUAGUUAAUACGAAUUUUGUGAAACGCGUCAUUUCACACCCUGCUUUUCAUAAUGUUGUUUAUAACGAUGCUGAACGAAUGCUACAGGGUUUUGAACAAGGUGAAGCGUUGAUACGACCCAGUUCAAAAUCUACUUCACAUUUGACAGUUAGUUGGAAGGUUGCUGAUGGAGUUUAUCAACAUAUCGACGUCAAGGAAGAAAAUAAACAGCAUUAUUUCAGUAUAGGCAAAACCCUUUUGAUAGGAUCUGAAGUGAGCUAUUUCUUAUCGAUCAAUUUUGAACUGAAAGCGUCGACAUUAGCGAAAACAUCGCCAUUGAUUAGAGAUUUGAUUAGAGAUUUCGCUUUUGAUAAAAUUUAUUUGGAUGAAUUUGAAGAUUUGGAUGAAAUUUUGGCGCGGCAUAUACAGCCAAUGGCGGCUUUAGCCCGUGAAGUUCUAUCGCAUAAGUAUUUCGUAGAAGGUGUAAAAGCAGAAGAAGUGGAUAAAAUCAAAGCUCAUCUACAAGCUGAAAAAAAGCGAGUGUAUCCACGAAUACCAUAUUGUUUAACAGUAUCAGCCAAACUGAUCGGUAAAUUUUGCCUUUCAUAUUUACCAAGAAGGACUUGCAUGUAUGAUUAUUUUACUAUCACACCAGACGGAUUUCGAUAUCGUCAGCGAAUUUUUUCUUCUCUAGAUAAUCUUCUUGCCUGGUUCAAGAAACAUUGCAAACCUCCAUCUGAUGGUAUCGAAAAUGUUAUGUCAAUGAACUAA
This is a messenger RNA of Dracunculus medinensis (Guinea worm), 4476 nucleotides long. The record is from the annotation of a GenBank genome assembly. NCBI's taxonomy places the organism in Eukaryota, Metazoa, Nematoda, Chromadorea, Rhabditida, Dracunculidae.